Messenger RNA from Octopus sinensis (East Asian common octopus), 675 nucleotides. Its product is annotated as methylmalonyl-CoA mutase, mitochondrial-like. Gene Ontology annotation, molecular function: methylmalonyl-CoA mutase activity; cobalamin binding. Gene Ontology annotation, cellular component: mitochondrion. The annotation marks the transcript as partial. Lineage: Eukaryota; Metazoa; Mollusca; Cephalopoda; Octopoda; Octopodidae. The transcript has 4 exons. The record is from RefSeq and is a predicted model, not a curated record.
GAUUCAUAUAAUAAUAUUGUAAGAACAACUAUUGAAGGUUUGGCUGCUGUCUUUGGAGGCACACAGUCACUUCAUACCAAUGCUUUUGACGAAGCACUUGCUUUACCGACAAAAUUUUCAGCUCGAAUUGCACGAAAUACUCAAAUAAUUAUUCAAGAAGAAACUGGAAUUACCAAAGUGGUUGAUCCUUGGGGGGGUUCAUAUAUGAUGGAGUCACUAACUGAUCAAAUGUACACUGAGGCGCUAAAUUUAGUGAAUGAGAUUGAAAGUUUUGGAGGAAUGUCAAAAGCAGUUGUUGAUGGAAUGCCUAAAAGAAGAAUCGAAGAGGCUGCGGCUAAACGCCAGGCUAGAAUUGAUUCUGGUCAAGAAGUUAUUGUUGGAGUUAAUAAAUUUAUUCUCGAUAAAGAGCAGAUGCCUGAAAUUUUGGUUGUUGAUAAUUCGGCAGUAGCUAAAUCCCAGAAAGCCCGUAUUGCAUCCGUAAAAAAAUCUCGUGAUCAAUCCAAAGUUAAAGAAGCACUUGAAAAUCUUGCUAAAUGCGCCAGUUCUAAGGAAGGCAAUCUUUUGGCAUUUUCAAUCGAGGCUGCUCGAUGCCGAUGUACACUUGGAGAAAUCACAGAUGCUAUGGAAUCUGUGAUUUUAUUUUUUGUUAAAACUAGGUUUUUGGACGAUAUGUAG